UGUAUAACUGUGUUCCUUUGUUCGUAAUGCUUAUUAGAGGGAAUAAUAUCAAUUGAUAUGUUAAAAUUAAAAAACAAAAGCACAUAUCAUACGAGAAGCUGCUGAUUGCAGGAGUGGGCUCUCACAAAAUUCUAGCUGUGCUUAACAGAAUAUAGUGUUUUGCUGGAACAGUGUAAGGGAUUUUUUCUUUUAUUUCCUUGUUGGUGCUUGAAAAUAAUUUAGCCUAAAUAUAUGCAUUCACUUUUUCUGGAGCUGCAGGCACAAAACUAAGGAGUGCUUACAAUUCCUUACAAUGAAAGACAGAAAACUUCAUCUGAGGCAUAUUUCAGAUAACUGUAGUUAGAAACAAUUUGUGUAAUUAAGUAUAAUGGUCACAGGCAGAAACGUCUGAGUGUAGAAGAACUGGGAAAUGGAACACAGAGAAAAGGGGGAGGGGAAGUGAACAGCUCAGAGGCACUCUUGGGUCAGUUUUGAUAGGAUUUUUGGAUCCUGGUCAGCCUGAUACAAAUUUUGGGGUAGCUGAUGAGCCUCUCCACUUCAAUGAAUACAUCUGUAAUGAAUUAAUUAUAGAUUAAUACAGUGAAAGCUUAGCAUCUGUACACAUCACGGCCGACAUGCACAUAAAACAAUCUGCUGGUAACUCUGAAGCACUGACUUUCCACUUGAGCAUGCCGGGAGCGAUCUUUCUCUCCACGAAGUAAGGCACCGUGAUUCGGACAGCUGGCAAAGGGCUCGGCGCGGGGAGCAGAGCGGGAGUCCAGAAAAUACGCCGGCUACCGACUAGGGAGGGAUGGGAGCCAUGCAGAAGGAGCAAGACGGGGCAGUGCCGCAAAGGCGUGGCCGUAGGAGCCGCUAAAUACACCUGACCCAUGCUUGGAGCACAUCUGAAAUCCUGGCUAGGGGAGGGCGUUGGGGAGGUCUGUGCAGCCGUGGAGCACCGCUGGGCUCUGCAGCACCCGCCGGGCGGGCGUUUCGCUGAUCCCGAUGGAGCGUUCGGGGACCAGAGAACAGGACGAAGGGACUCAAGGGACUCUGGCUGCGCUGCGGUCUCUGCCUCAGGAGCCCUUCUGGAGCUCGGGCAAUUCGCCUUUCGCUUCUUCACCUCCUUUAACACACCUCCCCCCGCUCCAGUUUUCGGUCUCACUUCUGUCAGCUCCCCUUCCCCUCCUUCCGAGCAUCUCCGUCCGUGCUGGCGUAGUCACAUGUUUAGGCUUUGAUGCCUUUAAUCCCACCCUCACCGCUCAAGAAGGAGGAGAAAAAUUUGCGGGAGAGAAGUGAGCAACAAGCAGAGUGGCAAGAUAAAACGAGAGCGGAGCUGCGUGCCCCCCCCCCCCCACGGGGGCGGAGAGCCCGCGGUGCCGGCAGCGGGGAGAAGGGAGCGGAGGUGCCGGGCUCUCCCGCAGGUUGCCGGACGCCGUCUGAGCAAAGGGGAGCUCAACUCCCAGUUUGGCACCUAAGUGGAACAUUCAGAUCUGUGAAUGCUUGGCUUCUACUGGACACCACUGUUUUCAAGGCGAUCCUGAACACGUUGCAGAAAUACUAUUUGGCACCUGACCUACUAAAAGCUUUCAGAAAACAAGAGGAAUUGCAGAUGAGAAAAGCUGGCCAUCUGGUCCAGUGACAGGAAUCAUCAGCUCAUGAUAAACUGACAAAGAGCAUGGCAGUUGGUGUGAGUGCUAACAGAUAUGGAGAGAAGCAAAACUGCCUGUUCGAUGGUUGUUUUCCUCGAGGCGUUCUGUGUUGCAAAACCAGAAGAAGAGCUCUAAGAUCUUGGGUCGUGUUACUGAUGAGGUGAAGCCAUGGUAAGUCAGAAACGCUUGUGAAGACGACACUGACGUGCACGGCUGGAUUCCAGCCCUGUGUGCUUUUUCAGAGGUAGCCAUUUCCUUGUAGGAGGCGAGGGCAUCCCUCCCGAGAGGGUGGUGAUUACCUUACCGUACCUUAUCUAACCUACCGGACCGUGUGCCGGGAGCUGGGACACCAGUAGGUGGGGUUCCAGCACAACUCCCCACAGGCAGGGCUGCUGCAGAACCGACCGCAGGCUGCAGGCUCAAAGGCAGCCCACCACAGGGACCUGGGGAGCUCCUUCUCCUGGUGCAGGUGAGCCUGGCCCUGGAACAGCACGGGCUGCAGGAGGGCGAGACCUCAGGCAAGCUUCCCUUUGAGUCACCUCAUGAGGCCGCGGCCCCCCACUUCUGCUGCUGCAGGGAAGACACGAGACCCGUUGCUCCCUCUUCAGCAGAAGAUGGCAUGAGGGAGGAGGCCUCUUGCUUGUGUGGGGAUUAUUAAUCCUUCAGCAUAUGUCCCGAGAGCUACAAACCUCACUGCAGGCUCAUGGUUUUUGCAGCUCAGAUCUUCAGCAUAGCUGGCGGAUGGAAAGCUUGGACAAACUGCAGGUUUGGCAGCCACUGUCCCAGUGAUACCUUGCAAUCCUGGAAGGAUGCAUCAGAAGUGAAGGAAUGAGGGCAUGAAUAGAGCAGGGGUGUCCUCCUUCUGCAGCAGCCAUGUUACACCAAGCCUGGCAGCUCUGUGGGAGGUGGUGCCGUUGGUCCAGUCCUUUCAUCCAUCUCCUCACAGUGACUGUGGUGACAUUCGGUGUGCUCGCACCUUUGAUUUGCCACCGACUCCUCUACUCUUACUUUUAUCUGCGGCGCUGGCACCUGAACCCCAUGAGCCAGGAGUUCCUGGAGCAGAACCAGCAGGAGGGCCAAGCUGCCCUCCAUUACUUUGAGAAACUGCAGAUACCAAAUGCCUCUGAGGCCUCUGGCAGUGAUGCCUUCCAGCCCUUGCUGCUAGUCACCAUUAUCACUGUGCAGAGGCGGAAUGAUUUCCACUAUGUCUUGCAAGUGGCCUCUCGCUUCCAUCACCUCCUCCAGAAAUGUGGUGCACAUUGCCAGAGCCACCGCAUCCUCAUCUGUAAUGUGGAGUCAGACCCCAGCAGUCAUCAGGAUGUCAGGCUGCUGAGCAGCUUCUUUCCUAUGGUCAGUCGUGAUAAAACUGGGGAGAACCCUGACCCCAGAGUGAACCAGUUUGAGAAGGAGAAACAGGACUACGUCUUCUGCCUCGAGCAGUCGCUGUUGGCGUACAACCCAGAAUACAUCCUCAUAGUGGAAGAUGAUGCUGUGCCGGAGGAGGAGAUAUUCACCGUCUUGCAGCACUUCUUGUUGGCCCGGUUCUCCAAACCAUACCUCAGAGACGCACUCUACUUCAAGCUUUACCAUCCCGAGAGGCUUCAGCGCUACUUUAACCCCGAACCCAUGAGAAUCCUCGAGUGGCUAGGUCUGGGCAUGUUCCUGGGGCCCACACUGAACUGUGUGUACUCCUGGGCAAUGGGGCGCCCCAGCCUCAGCUGGCCCAUUGUCUUGUUCUUUGCUUUGUACAGCAUGGCUCUGUCAGAGCUGGUGGGACGGCAUUACAUACUGGAGCUGCGCCGGCUGGCCCCCACGCUGUAUAACAUCGUUCCGGUCACUGAGUGCUGCACGCCUGCCAUGCUCUUCUCUGCUCCGUCUGCCCGCCGUGCCUUAGGUUACCUGAAGGGGCUGCACUGCCGCCAGGGUUUUGCUAAGGAUAUUGCCCUUUACUCACUGCUGCGUACUAAGGGGGAGAACGCCUAUGUGGUGGAACCCAACCUGGUCCGGCAUGUGGGAAUGUAUUCCAGCCUUCGGCUAAAUGACAAUCCGAAACUGUUAUGAUUUGUUCAUGCCUUUCCAGACACAAAGCCCAGAGAACUUGCCAGUGGACAGAGAGACAAUGUGCAAACUCAGAUGUUGUGGUGCUCAUGCUGGGCAUCCUGUGCCUCCAGGUGGACAAAGAAUAACUCUCUUUAAAAAAAAAAAAAGUGUCUUUAAAAAUAAACCCACGUACAUGCAGACCCUAUUUAAUAUAUACUUGGAACUAAUCACCGUGCACCAUGUGGGAGGGGAAUGAAGGGUUCCAGCUGAGGGCUGCAGGUUUUCUACUCUCCUUAAUCAUUCUUAGGGAAAAGCUCUCACACUGGUAUAAAUGGCUAUGCUGCCUUACAUUGGUUACAGAAAUCCUCACCGUAGGGCAACAGAAAUGUUGGCCAAAGUGAACGUUUCAAGUUUAAGCUAGUGAGGAAGAAAAGUCCUUAUUUUUCCAUCCUUACUAAGGUCUGAUCUCUGUCCUCUGUCUGUUUCGAAGCUGUGGUUUUGAGCAGACCUUGCAAAAGCAGCAGUGGUUUAUAUGAAUUUUCCCACAAAUUUCACCUAGAUUGCUCAAUUUUACUAAGCCUCUAUUUGUUAUUGUCUCCCCUUACAGAUCCUAUCUGCACCUCCACCCUUCGCACUCCUUUUUCUUGGAACAGAGGCUCUUAAAAACAAAGUUUCCACUGUCUCGUUAAAGGUCACUCUGAAGGCAGGAAUAGGAAGACAGAGCAAAAGCCAUUGAUGUUACACAGCCAGGUCACAAAUGCAUGUUUUCAUUGAUACAUUACAGACUAAACAACAUAGGAUGACUACCACAUUGGUUGGUAUCAUCACUAGUUGUAGUGGAUCCAGGUCAUUAAAAGAAGCCUUAUCAGUUGCUGAUUGGACUUACACAUUCAACGUGAAUUUACCUUGACUUUCUAUCAGCAGAGGCAAAGGGAAGAUUACAUCAGGUGCUCCUGUUGUGCAGGACCCUUGUUUCAUUUUGGAGCUGUAAUUCACAGCUCAGCCCAGUGGUUCUUUCACUGCUCCUGGCAGCAAGCAGAAUACCCACAGGAAACAAAGCUAGCUGUUCAUAAAAACAAGCAACAAGAGGGGUCACUCUGAUAGUGAUCCAUUAACUUGAUGUGCUCUGGUGGUUAGGCAUUUGGGAUAGAUACUUUGUACCACAGCUGUGGGCACAGUUAAAUAUAAAACCAUGCAGAUAGCAGAAUCAAAACAGGCACCAAAAUCUUUAUGUCUGAUGAAAAGCCCACCUUGACUUUCGUGGCUUUGAAUCAAACUCACUUAGAUGUCGAGUUUGGUUGAACUAUUUCUGAAACCAUAUUCCUAGCUUUGGAAUGAACCAAGUACAGUACUUUUGUUGAGUUUUGGUCAGUGGGGUUUUUUUUUGGUUUGGUGAAGGAAGAGCUCUACUCUGAAUUUCCUUUCCCUCAGUCUCUCCUAGGUGAUGUAUGCCUUAAGCUCUUAACAAGUCUGGUUGUAGAUGGGAAAGGCAUAAAACUCCUGAGAGAUGAAACCAAAGAAAGUUGCAAACCUCCAGCUGUAAGCAUGUGAAGGGUAUCAAUUACACAACACACAUGCAUAAUGCAAGUUAGCCGAUUAGAAACGCUUCACAACAUAGAGCAGUCCUUUGUUCUCUCAGUAAUCAGCUGGGACACUUUUAUAAUACCUUUGGAAAUCAGAUGCGGGUAAAAACUGUUUGUGGAUUCCAUGCCAUUCCAAAGGCAAAGCACCUCUCCUGUCAGAGGACACAGGAAAAAUUGCACAGGAUUUAUUCCCAGCUGCUGAAAACCCCAAAGGUACCAGAGUGGUCACAGAGUGGCAGCCUGGGAUCUUUGCAGAUCGCCUUUCCCAUGCCAGAGGCAGAAGGGGAUGAGGAGCCCUGGGAAGGCAGAGAAGAGCUGGUGCUUCCUCAGGAGCUGAACUCCUACAGGAAACCUGACGCAUGGUCAGCCCUACAAACUGCAGAAGACAAACCCCAUGUACCACUAAGCCAAUGACCAACCUUGAGCAAUGACACCUCCCCAACCAGCCUGCGGAGGAGGGAGAAUGAAGGAGUGGAGGGAAAAAAAAACCCAACAAACCACACCUGUCAAGAAUUUUAUAAAAGCUGGCGAUUAGAAGGACCGGGUCUCUUUGCUUGCAACCAUCUCACUAGAAGCUUGUAGCAGCAGAGGCACUGUCCCCAAACACGAACAGCUUGCAAGAAAUAAGCACUCAGCCAUUCUGCAGUGAUCUUCCAAUGUGACCCAUUUGCUGCUAACACUGGCUUUCUAACUUAGCUUAGUCACUCAGAACUCCUGGAGUAAGUGAAUCCUUAGUCUAAGGGGACUAGAGCAAUAACAUACCUGCAUUGCUUUCUAGUGCUUUGUUUUGUUUGUGUUUGUUUAUGCUUGUGGAGUACAUAAAUUUAUGUUUUGCAAGCGGAAGAGAGAAUGACUGGAGAAUGCAGCUGGUCCUGACAAACACCAGUGCUGACAGAAAGUGUAAUUAUGUGUGUUCGUUGCACAGCUUCUUCUGAAGUAUUGGUGCAGUAGUGUGGAUGAGAUUCUUCGGCAGGGGGGUGUAAGGUAGUCUGCAGCACAGGAAACAAAAAACUGCUUUUGCAUUAGGCUGUAACCUUUCAAGUUGUGAACAGCUAGCUUCAGGAAAUUGCUGAACAAACUCAAAUCCUCAUUGAGUCUAUGAUCCUCCAUCCCUUUCUCAACUAUCCCAUGUGCCUGGCACCCAGAACUAUGUAGCCCACCUGAAACCCUCACCACCGCUUCCCCCCUGCUGGCGUUACAAGACUUGAAUUCUUGUGCAAGUCUGACAGCAUUUUUUUACCUUUUCUGAGAAGACCACAGCCCUGAGAGGCAGCUUCACCCUAAUGACCACACUUACUUCCAAGAAACCAGUUUCUUGCCACCACAGCCAUCUCUAGCCAUCGUGAGCGCUCCAGGAGUGCUCUGCACUGACUGCAGAGGCCAGGUCCCUGAGUACAUAACCUCCUUUCAUACUUGCUAGAGAUAUGAAAUGGGGUACAUUUGCUCAGGGCUUGCUCAUUUGCUCAGAGCAGUAGCCUUUGGUCUGAGGCUAACAUGGGAAUCAGGACAGGGCACUGCAGGUCUCAUCCACAUGAGAUAUGAAGUUGAAGCAAGGUCCCUAGACAGAGCAUGAAGAUGGAAAACUCCCUUGUUCUCACCCUCAUAAAAGAGACUAAAACCAACCAGGCAAUUUACCAUCAUAUAUGCCCCAAAGGACCUAUCAAGAUGGUGAAAUUAGUAUGUCAAUCAAAAAAUCUGCUGCUUUUUCUAGAUGACAGAAGUCUGAAUAUCUCUUUUGGUCCUAUACCCUUGACUCACCUUUUAGAACCCAGAAAUGAAACAUUUUGCUCUGUUAAAACCAUCACUCUCACUGAAAAGAUAAAGGGAGCAAUAUCCUGUUCUUCCCUCAGAGCUCCUUCAUACACACAGGAGGCACCACUUCCACUUCAACUCCCUAAAGCAAGUACUCACACAGAGUCACAGGGUAAUUCAGGCUAAAAGGGACAUUAGGAUGUCUGUAGUCCAACCUGCUCAAAGCAGGGUUAGAUACAAGGUCAGAUCAGGCUGCUCACGGCUUUGUUCAGGUGGGUGUUGACAGUCUCAAAGGACAGAGACACCACAGCUUCUCUGUCAACCUGCUCCACUGCUUGGCUGUCCCAAUAGUGAAAAAAAUGUCUUCUUAUCCAGUCUGAAUCUCUCUAGUUUCUGCUUAUGCCUGUUGUCUCUCACUCUCCCGUCACAUGCCGCUGUGAAGAGCCUGGCUCUGCCUCUUUGAUCACUACUCUGUAGGUAUUUGGGGUUGCUGAGACGUGCCCCCGAAGCCAUCUCUGCUUGAGGCUGAACUAGACCCAGCUCUGCAGCCUCUUCCUCGCAGAGCAAGUCCUUCAGCUCACGACCUUCUCGGUGGCAUCUGCUGAACUCGCUCCAGUUUGUCAAUGUCUUUCCUGUACUGCAGGGGCCCAACACUGGAUGCAGUACCCAGAUGUGAUCUAAAGAGUGCUGUGCAGAGGGGGAUAAUCCCUGUCCUCCCCUGGCUCUCUGGGCCAGACCCCUGCUCACACAGGACGCUGCCGGCCAUCGUUGCUGGCCCCUGUUCAGGUCUCUGCCUGAUGGGGCCCUGGGCCUUCUCCAACGAGCUGUUCCCCUGUCCCACCAGCCCUGGUGGGAUUACUGCCAGGGUUCUGCCCUGCAGGCAAUGGCUGGGCAUUUGUCUUGGCUGAACUUCAUGGUGCUCCUGUUGGUCUCGUCCCACCCCCCAUCCAGGCUCCUCUGGAAGGCUGCCCAGCAAUCAAGCGUAUCGACUAGUCCUGCCAGCUUGGUGUCAUCUGCAGGCUAGAUUAGAAUGUGCUCCAUCAGCAGGAUGGGGCCAGGCUUGCCCAGCUGUUCAUACCUAUCAGUUUGCCCAAUGCCCAAGUAACCAGAUGUACUUAGAAGUAGCUUUUCAAUGGAGCUCCAUAGAGAGGUGAGGGCAAUAAAUAGAUUUAUCCACUGCAAUGAGAAUAUAAGGUACAUAACUCAUUAUGUGUGUCUCUCCUAAGCAUACAAGUGUAAAAGAGGAGGAAAUCCAGUCAGGUUAACACUGUGCAUACAUGUGACGGGCUAAAUUUUUGAAUAGUUUUCAUUUUCCCUAUCAACUGUAUUUAUCUAUCUAUAUAUGCAACUUUUGCUUCUUCAAACCUGCUCUUUGGAAGCAGAAUCUCUUGUGUGCGCAGUGCAACGACAUGUACAUCCGGUUUGUAUUGCUAACUGUCAGAGAUGAUGUUGAAGGGCUGUCUUUACUAGUAACUGAACAGGAAAAGCUACAUGCAUGGAAUACAAAUCAUAUUUUGAGAGUUUGGUCCUGCACUUUUGGAACCAAUUUUAUAAAAGAAGGCAAUGAAGACACCCAAGAGAAAAACCUACAGAAUCUAAUCCAAUCUUUUCCCAUCUGCAAACCAGGACUCAGGUGAGAUUUUCUGUAAGAUUAGAAGAUGCCAGUCACUUGAGGUUGGUUGGAAAGAAAAGAUGCCAAUGAAGUAUUAAUGUUUCUAAGAUGAUCUGAAGUGGAAAGUAAGAGUUUAUUCCUUCUGCCGUUCGUCUUGCUUCUGCCCUUUGGUUCUCACUAUUAAUAUUAACAGGAUGCAGUGCUUGUGCUGAUAUUCAUGAAGAUACUUCUCCUGCAGUCUUCCAUUACCGUAGCUGAGAAAAACUUGAGACUUCAGCAGUACAAUAUUUACUUUUACAACUGUGCUGUCCCCUUUUCUCCCACCCCCACCUCCUGCCAGUUACACGCUGGGGGCUGAACAAAGAACUUUGUUUGCUUAAGGAGCUGUUGAAGCCUGACAAACACUCAAGGUAGCCAUAAAGCUGGGGGGUUUGUGCAUUCUGUGCAGUUUUAUUCUUUUGUUUUUUUCUUCCACUUUUUAACAAUGUUAUGUAAGUAGUUACCACAAAGAGAACAGAUUGUAUUUAUACAAUGUCAAAUCAAUGUGAAAUUACUUGAGCUUGUGACACUAUGAUACUAGCCCACAGCCUAAAAUGGGUAAAUAAAAAUAAAAUUUCUUUAAAAACUUCA
Messenger RNA from Grus americana (Whooping crane), 9248 nucleotides. It is a transcript of the gene PGAP4, whose product is annotated as post-GPI attachment to proteins GalNAc transferase 4. The record is from RefSeq and is a predicted model, not a curated record. Lineage: Eukaryota; Metazoa; Chordata; Aves; Gruiformes; Gruidae. Gene Ontology annotation, biological process: GPI anchor biosynthetic process. Gene Ontology annotation, molecular function: glycosyltransferase activity. The coding region runs from base 2505 to 3692 and encodes 395 amino acids. Gene Ontology annotation, cellular component: Golgi membrane. The transcript has 7 exons.